This is a messenger RNA of Mesorhabditis belari, 933 nucleotides long. The record is from the annotation of a GenBank genome assembly. Lineage: Eukaryota; Metazoa; Nematoda; Chromadorea; Rhabditida; Rhabditidae.
AUGUUAAACGGAAGAAAAUACAGAUAUGUUUUCUUGAUCGGUUUUAUCGUGAUCAUCUUGAUGUUCUUGAUGGACUCUCGUUUCCAUGUCAAAUCUCAUUUGAAGGUUUUAUAUCAAGAAAGUGUGAAAUCGUUGACUCAAGAAAUGGGAGAAGAAAGAAGACAAGAAAGGAGAUCGGAAAAACGUCUGAAACAGAAAAUAUUUGCUUUCAUCCACACUUUUCCGCCAUAUCAUCAAACAAGAGCAAAAGCUGUUGAGAUGACAUGGGCGAGUCGAUUGGAUGAUUAUGUUUUCUCAACAAUUCAAGACGAUAAGAAUCUCACAAACAGCCGAUUUUGGUUGUGGGAUCGAGUGAAAGCAGCUUUUCGAAAAACAUACAAAGAAAAAGGGAAUGACUUCGAUUGGUUCAUGAAAGCCGACGACGACUGUUAUUACAUAAUGGAGAAUAUCAGGGAGGUUCUCUCAAAAUACGAUCCCAAUGAGCCAUGGUAUCUGGGUGAAUUGGUCACAUCCGGCUACAAGGUCUAUCCAAGUGGUGGCACUGGAUAUAUUCUUUCAAGAGCUGCUCUGAAAAAAUUUGUGACGGCUUUGGAUGAACCAAAAACAAAAUGCCGUAAAGAGUCAGACGAAGAGGAGGACAUCCAUAUCGGAAAUUGCUUUCGUUAUGCAAAUUUGAGUCUAAUUCCAACGGUUAAUAAAGAAGGAAGGCAUUCAUUGAUUCCGAUUAAUCUAAAAGAUUUGGUGCCGGAUGUUCUUGAGAGAAAUGUCUUCACGAAAUGGUACACAACAAAGUCUAAAAUAAAAGUGAAAACGGGCAAAGACUGUUGUGGUCCGAAAUUGAUGGCUGUUCACAAAGUGACCUAUCAAGAAAUGUUUGUUUAUGACUAUCUGCUGUAUCGGGUGCAGAUUGCUGAUCUUGAUGAUCUUGAUGAC